Fomitiporia mediterranea MF3/22 is the source of this 1092-nucleotide messenger RNA. RefSeq lists its product as uncharacterized. The record is from RefSeq and is a predicted model, not a curated record. Gene Ontology annotation, cellular component: SAM complex. The coding region runs from base 1 to 1092 and encodes 363 amino acids. Lineage: Eukaryota; Fungi; Basidiomycota; Agaricomycetes; Hymenochaetales; Hymenochaetaceae. The transcript is spliced from 5 exons. Gene Ontology annotation, biological process: mitochondrion organization.
AUGGUGGAUGACCCCGAGCUCGUCCUGCACGUCUGGCCAACAAGAUGGGACCUUCCAUCGUUUACCCCAGCUUGCCUCGCCUCAGUACUUUACUUGCAAGUCAUUAUACCGGGCAAAUUUGUGCUCGAGGAAACAACUAACCCAGAUCUCUCACCUGAUGGGCGCUUACCUUACUUGACUCAUAGAAAUGUUAGCAUAGCAAGUUAUCCGUCUAUUGUUGAGUAUGUCGAUGGACUUUUGAAGCAAAACGGGUCUUCGUCAGACCAACAGCAGGCUCAAGGAAUAGCUUGGAUGGCCUACGUAUCUGCACACUUGGGAGACUUAGUGGCGUGUUCCUUCUUUACUCUCCGACAUAAUUACUUUGAAUGCGUUCGACCCUCCCUUUCCGAGCUCUUCCCGAUUCCGUUACGUUACUACGUUCCUGAUCGGUUACGCGAAAUAUACAAGCCUCGCCUCGAGGCGGCUGGCUUAUGGACCGUACACACUGAAGAGGCGGAAGAAGAAAAGCGAAAGAAAAUGGGCAUUUUAGGACUUGCUAGUAAUACAUCUGUUGAGGAAGCGUUCGGAAAGGAGAAGGUAUUAGAGAAGGGACGCGCGGUUUUCGAUCUCCUUGCACGUCGUCUCGGUGACAAACGAUUCUUCUUAAACAAUCAAGAACCGACAGCACUUGACGCUCUCGUUGCCGCACACAUCAUCCUUCUAACAACACCACUCCCAAACGACCUUCUCCGGAGCCUGGUAACCGAAUCGUAUCCGUCCCUGCUCACACAUGCACGAAAGUUAUACGUCCGAACAAUCUCCCGACAAUUGUCUCACGGACGGUCAGCUAGUUUAUCGUCGUCUUACGACAUAGUCGAAUCAGAAACACAAGUGAUUGAGCAUGUUGUUCCUCUGCAAGUUCGCUCUACACCGUCUGUACCGAUUCCAGAAGUCAUAACGUCUCUUCUGCUUCCUGUGUCAUGGCGUCCCACUGUCUCUAGUAUCGAAACGAAAGACAAAUUGGGUGAGGACGAGGAGCCGGUCUGGGAGGGUUGGGCCUUGUUCGGUGCUGGGGUCCUAGGAAUCAUUGGUUGGGCUCUGUUCCGAAGUUAG